GUGUUUUUUUUUGUUUUUAUAUCCACAGUACUUCAGCCUUGCCUGCUGCAGCCAAAUUUAGCUGUCACUUCAGUCGAUGUUAAAGAUGGCAGGAAACAAGUCUUACACUAUAGUUGAAUAUUUCGGCGGGGACAGCGGUUACCGGUGUGGUUACUGUAAAAAUGAUGAAGGCAACUUUUCUCACGGGAUGUGGUCUCACACCAUGACUGUACAAGACUACCAGGACCUCAUAGACCGAGGGUGGAGAAGAAGUGGGAAAUACGUCUAUAAGCCCAAAAUGAACAAGACCUGCUGUCCACAGUACACCAUCAGAUGUCAUGCACUGAAAUUCCAGCCUUCCAAGUCGCACAAGAAAGUCCUGAAAAAGAUUAGCAAAUUCAUUUCCAAAGGGGAAUUACCGAAAGGACCGGCUGAGGGGGAGCCGAUGGACUCCGUGUGUGACCAAGCAGGUCCGCGCGAACCAAGCAACGCCUGCCCCUCCCAAGUGCAGCGUGCCGCCAUAACCGACAUUCAGAAGGAGCUGCCGGAGUGUCCCGCCGCCACGGAAGCUCGGAAGGAGGCGGGAGACGGCGCCCCGGCCGACUCUGUGACCCCAAGAAAAGAUCCAGAGUCCGUUGCGGGUGAGCGAGCGACAGCCGGGGCUCCCAGAGCAGGGAUGGGUGCUGAUCCUGGCCGGCCGCCGUGUCGGAAGGCCAAAGACUUGAGAAAGGAGCGACGUCUACAGAAAGAGCAGAACAGACCGCAGUCUGAAGGGGACGCCUCCAUUGUCUCUCCAACUCCACCCAAUCCGGCACAGACCACGCAACCCAAGCCCCUGGAAGAUUUCAUCAAUGAGUCAUUGCCCGACAACUCCCCACAUCGCCUCGAGGUGAGGCUAGUGCGCUCCAAUCCCCCUAGCCCGCAGUUCAAAGCCUCUUUCGACGCCUCCUACCAGGUGUACAAACUCUACCAGAUGGCCAUUCACAAGGACCCUCCCGACAAACCCUCCGAGAGCCAGGUGAGGCUAGUGCCGGUCAACUUUGAGGACCCUCAGUUCACAGCGUCCUAUCAGCAGUCGGUGGCGCUGUACGCCAGCUACCAGAUGGCCAUUCACGGCGACGAACCCAGCGAGUGUAGUGAGAGCGAGUUCCGGCGGUUUCUCUGUGAUUCACCACUAGAGGCAGAACACUCUCCCGAUGGGCCCGAGGCGGGCUACGGCUCCUUCCACCAGCAGUACUUGCUGGACGGGCGCAUCGUGGCGGUGGGGGUGAUCGAUAUCCUGCCUACGUGUGUGUCCUCAGUCUACCUUUACUACCACCCGGACUUUGCCUCGCUGUCGCUGGGCUCCUACUCUGCUCUCAGGGAGAUCGCUUUCACCAGGCAGCUGCAGAAACAGUCUCCCAAGCUGUCCUUCUACUACCUGGGCUUUUACAUCCACUCCUGUCCCAAGAUGCGGUAUAAGGGACAGUACCGGCCUUCAGACCUCCUGUGCCCAGAAACCUAUGCCUGGGUCUCAAUAGAGCAAUGCAUACCCCAGCUGGAGAACUCCCGCUACGCUCGGUUUAACCAGGACCCCGAAGCAGGAGACGCCCGGGUGCUGAAGGAGGUGGGCCGGGCCCUGGUGCUGUACCGGCGGGCCGUGAUGCCUUACGCAGCCUACUCCCGCAAGCGCAAAGGCUCCAGCGACGAGGCCGAGGUGCAGCAGUACGCCGACCUGGUGGGCCAGGACUGUGCCGAGAGGAUCCUGCUGUACCGCGCCUAAACGUAGAGCGCCGUGCACCCCACCUUUUUGAAUGCGUCCGUGAAUACGCAGACCCCCCCCCCCCCCCCCCCCCCCCCCCCACCCCUCCAGUCUGCUUCUCUUCACGGACGUCCGUGUGUCUUCCUGACUGUCUGCCGCCGCUCCCUGACGUCUCACCGCUGCUUCGCUCUGCAAAAGCUCACUGUCGCUGCAUGUGUCCAUUCACCCAUCGGCCUCAUUCAUCACUUAUCUCAUUUACAUCUUGUUCAUUGAGUAAUCCCCCCCCUCCCUCCCCCCUCUUCAGGCACCGUCCUCUUGAAUGUAAUGAAUCGCUGUGAGUUUUUUGUAUCCUGAAUUGUUAAGUAGCUGAUGUUAGCGGUGAGGAUGCUACACACAGGCGACGGCUCUCCUGACGCGGGUUUAGAUUUAAGCAUGUUGUCCUUUAAAUGUUAAGUGAUUUUGGUUGUCAGCUGCUUCUAUUUUAUCCACAAACAUUUUAUUGUUUUGUUUUUUAUUCUGGGGCUUCAAAAAGCCCCAAAAUGUUUUUGUCUGUAAUGUUUGUAGCUUUGUUUGAUUUUCUUUUAAUAUUAUAAUUGUUACUUUUGAUUAAGCCAAAUAAAUGAGUUGUAUAAUCCUG
Gasterosteus aculeatus aculeatus (three-spined stickleback) is the source of this 2357-nucleotide messenger RNA. RefSeq names its product arginyltransferase 1 (gene ate1). Gene Ontology annotation, molecular function: arginyl-tRNA--protein transferase activity. The record is from RefSeq and is a predicted model, not a curated record. Gene Ontology annotation, biological process: protein arginylation. Gene Ontology annotation, cellular component: cytoplasm. Lineage: Eukaryota; Metazoa; Chordata; Actinopteri; Perciformes; Gasterosteidae.